Messenger RNA from Ilex paraguariensis (yerba mate), 249 nucleotides. NCBI's taxonomy places the organism in Eukaryota, Viridiplantae, Streptophyta, Magnoliopsida, Aquifoliales, Aquifoliaceae. The record is from the annotation of a GenBank genome assembly.
AUGAAAGACCCAAAUGACUUUUUGUUGAAGUUUGUCAUGGAUGAAGCUGAGCGAGCUAAAAAGGCUUCUGUGAUUGUUUUGAAUAAAUUCGAGGAAUUGGAGCAUGAUAUUAUUGACACACUUUUGUCCAUUCUUCCUCCAAUUUAUGCAGUUGGACCAUUACACAUUCACCUAAAUCAGAUUAAGGAUGACGAUUUGAAAUUUCUUGAAUCAAAUCUUUGGGUAGAAGAAUCUGAGUGUCUUGAAUGA